Molecule: messenger RNA, 339 nt
Organism: Trichophyton rubrum CBS 118892
Lineage: Eukaryota; Fungi; Ascomycota; Eurotiomycetes; Onygenales; Arthrodermataceae
Exons: 1
Coding region: 1-339 (112 amino acids)
Source: RefSeq, a predicted model, not a curated record
AUGGCUGGGGUUCUCCUCCGCCUUUUACUCGAGUUGUCGUUGCAAUUAGGGACAGGCUGUGGGGCGGCAUAUAAGUUAACUACACUACAUAUAUCAGCUACAUGCUUCACCCUUAAAAGGAUUUAUCAUUACGAUAUGGCCCCCCCUAACUCCUGUCCAGCAUUGGCUUGGUUCAGAGAAAAAGGCCAUGCGACAUCCUUCCACUUCUUCGUCAUGGAGCUCCCACUCUCGCCGGCUAACCGACUGUUAGGCAGAAAAGAAUCUCCACAACGAUUGCUAUCUCCGAAUGAUGCUGAAGUUUUAACUACUACUACGGAGUACUCCGUAUACACCUGCUAA